Messenger RNA from Trichosurus vulpecula (common brushtail), 1014 nucleotides. Its product is annotated as olfactory receptor 9A4-like. Gene Ontology annotation, cellular component: membrane. Gene Ontology annotation, molecular function: olfactory receptor activity; G protein-coupled receptor activity. Gene Ontology annotation, biological process: G protein-coupled receptor signaling pathway. NCBI's taxonomy places the organism in Eukaryota, Metazoa, Chordata, Mammalia, Diprotodontia, Phalangeridae. The coding region runs from base 1 to 1014 and encodes 337 amino acids. The transcript has 2 exons. The record is from RefSeq and is a predicted model, not a curated record.
AUGGUGGGAAAUCACUCUGGAGUCAUCAGAUUUUAUCUUGAAGGCUUUUCGGGCUCUCCCGAGUUCCGCCACACACUCUUUGCCAUAUUCUUCUUUUCCUUCUUUGUAACUUUAAUGGGAAAUGUGGUAAUCAUUGUCAUUGUCUGUGCUGAUCACCGACUACACUCUCCCAUGUAUUUCUUCCUUGGUCACCUUUCUGUCUUGGACAUCUUGAUUACCUCCACUAUCAUUCCUCCCAUGCUAGGGGGAUUGUUAAUGUCUGAAAUCCUGACCAUGUCUUUUUCAGCCUGUGUCACUCAACUCUUCUUGUAUCUCUCUUUGGGGACAACCGAAUUUGUAUUACUUGGAGCAAUGGCAGUAGAUCGUUAUGUAGCAGUCUGUCACCCCCUGAGAUAUGACAUCAUCAUGAACAGUCAAGUUUGUCUCUGGGUGGUGAUUUUGUCUUGGGUGUUUGGGUUUCUUUUUGAAAUCUGGCCAGUCUAUGCUACUUUUCAACUCUCCUUCUGCAGAUCAACUCUUGUGAACCAUUUCUUCUGUGAGAGAGGCCUAUUGCUCAAGCUUUCCUGUGAUGACACAAUUUUCCUAGAGUUUAUUCUCUUUUUGCUGGCCAUUGUUAUUCUCUUUGGUUCUUUGCUUCCCACUGUUAUCUCCUAUACCUAUAUAAUCUCCACCAUCCUAAAGAUCCCUUCUGCCUCUGGCCGGAGAAAAGCCUUCUCCACUUGUGCCUCUCACUUCACCUUUGUGGUAAUUGGUUAUGGCACCUGCUUAUUUCUUUAUGUAAAGCCCAAGCAGACCCAGGCAGCUGAAUAUAACAAAGUUGUCUCCUUGAUGAUUUCAGUGGUAACCCCAUUACUGACACCCUUUAUCUUCACUCUACGGAAUGAUAAAGUCAAAGAAGUCCUCAGAGAUGGGAUGCAACACUGCUGUCAUCUGUUUAAGGCUCAGCAGGAGUGUAAUACAAGGCUCAGGGAAAGAAGUCAUCAUCAGAUUGGAGGCAUGGUGACUACGGGCUAA